Musca vetustissima is the source of this 681-nucleotide messenger RNA. It is a transcript of the gene CREG, whose product is annotated as protein CREG1. Bases 1 to 681 code for a protein of 226 amino acids. Lineage: Eukaryota; Metazoa; Arthropoda; Insecta; Diptera; Muscidae. The transcript has 3 exons. The record is from RefSeq and is a predicted model, not a curated record.
AUGAAUAACAAAUGGCUAAGUAUUGCCAUUUUUAUGGCAUUAUAUAUUAACCUUUCCCGGGGUUAUUCAGCAUUGGAGGAUGCUCGUAUUAUUGCCGAAUAUAAAAAGGGUUUAUCCGUGAAAGGCAUCCGGUCGAAACCAAACGAAUUAAAUCACGCCGAAAUUGCUCGAAAACUGGUUCAUCAAACAAAUUGGGCUUCGGUUGCUACAAUAUCACAAGAUCCAGCAAUAAAAGGUUUUCCCAUGGUUAAUAUCAUUUCGAUUAAUGAUAACGAUGUACAUCAAAAGUCAACGGGACGCAUACAAUUUCUAUUAACUGAUUUGGAUUUUACUGGUAUUGAUAGGCAAGUGAAUAAUAGAUCAACAUUCCUAUUUACCGAUGAGCAAAGACUACACUGUUCACAACCAAGUGGUUAUCAUGUACCAUCAAUUGAUCCUAUGGAGCCGACAUGUGCCCGGGUGAUGAUAAGUGGACAAAUUAAAAAGUUGGACAAAAAUAGCCGAGACUAUGACCCAGCACUGGUGUCAUUUGUUGAACGUCAUCCAGCAGCUAAAAAUUGGAUAAAAGCCCACGAAUUCUAUUUAUGUGAAUUGGAAAUUGAAAAUAUUUACGUAUUGGAUUUCUAUGGUGGUCCUCAUAAUGUCAAACCCGAUGAUUAUUACAAUAUUAAAUUGGAGUAA